AUGGCCACCAAUCCAGCGGCGCUGCUGCCGCUCGACGUCGAGUCCCGCGAGCGCAUCCCUGGCAGUCCGCUCGUCCCGGGCGGCGUCUCAUGGUCUGAAGACAGCCGCCUUGCGGUCGUGUCCGACUCGAGCGUCCUCGUCGCGACGUUUCGCAGUCGCGAGCUCGAGAUGUUCCAGCCCAAAGGUCCCGCCGUGUCCAAAGACUUUGUCUUUCUCCCAGACGCGACCGAGCACGAGCGCAUUCCAUUGGCAGUUCCUCCCGUAGUGGAGUCGCUCGACGCGGGGCUCCCUCGCGCAAGCACCACGUACUUUCUGCUGCACGAGAGCGAUCGACAUCAAUACAAUCCCAAGGAACUGUCGCUGUCCAAGAACGACUGCAAGUCGUUUGUCGCUGCCGUCUGGGGACCGCGAGGCUCGGCGCCCAACUCGUCGUGUGCGCUCUUGGCACUGACCGCCGCGUCUCGCGUGACGCUGCACUUCCCCUCGAGUUUCCACAUGGACUGGAAGCAAGUCGCAGUGUUUUCCGAAACGUUGUUUGACUUCCUCGAGCACAAAGGCUUUCGACUUGGCCCGUCGCACGACUUGGACAAUCGCGACCGAUUGCCAUUGCGUGUGGCGACAAGGAAUGGAUUCGGUGGCGACCAAGCGACCAAGCGGCAGCACAAGAAGAGCAAGGUUGACCCGAAGAUCGGACUUGCUGCAAGGCACUCGGUUGCCGAGUAUGCGCACAAAUGUGCCAUGGUGUCGACACUGACGAUGGCGUGGUCGCCGUUCAUGUUGACAAUGGACACGCACGAGCCUGUGUCGCUCAUUGCACUGUCGGGACGGAAAGUGAGCACCAUUUGGGUGUACAAGUAUCCGUCGUUCGUGGCGGACGAGGAGGUGCCCGUUUUUCUGUCGUCGACACCGAUUGCGUGGAUCGACACUGAAAAGUAUGGAUGGGUUUCCACGAGUACGUGGCAGCAGAUGCAUCGGUAUGGAACAGGUUAUACAACGAGCCGAGACCGUGGACUCGCGCUCGGAACGUCGGAAGGUUCUGUGCUGAUUGCCAGUGUUCCAGUGCGCGCCGCUACAACAAACGAUGGCUUGCCUCAGAAACUAGCAGUAGAUCGCGUGAUUGUGGCACCGCACUCGCACCCGGUCUACGGUCUAUGUAUGGGAAGUCGUUGGACGUACUCUAAUAGCCGGACGAACGAUUUAGUUGUUGCGUCGGGGUCAACGAUUUCUGUUUGGGACCUGAAAAAGAAGAAGCAAGCACAACCAAACGUGAUGUGGAAAGCGCACGAUGGCAAUGUAACUGGAAUUGACAUCAACUACUUUGGAGACACGGUGUUCACAGCUUCAGUAGAUGGAACGAUCAAAGCAUGGGAGAAGAGCACAGGCAACGUACGUUACUCGAGCGAUGCAACAUCUACCGACUCAGCAGUCACGAACCCCAGUGACUCUGCUACUACUACUGCGUCGAGCACUAGCACUACCAAGUAUCCCGUGUUCGGUUUGGCGAUGUCCCCCAGCUCUGCCCAGUUGGCGUGUGUCUUCAUUAUCCCUCCAGCAUCCCGGCCCAACCGCAAGUCACAAGCCGACGUUUCCUACAGCCGUGUGUCAAGCUCACUUGAGUACAUUCCAUCGCCUUUGCUGAAAAGCUCCGAUUACUUCGUGGACGCUAUGUGUCGCAUUCUGAGCGAGAGUCAGUCCAUGGGCAGCUUCAUGGACGUGGUGUGGUUAUGCUAUAAUGAAAACGCGACGCUGAUGUCGCUGAAUGGGACAACAGAUUUGGUCAUUCCUAGCAUGUUGAACAAAACCAAUAGCGCAAACGGCGAAGCAAGCGAGAGCAAGAUGCUUGCGCGCCAACCAAUGUACUUACAUCUGUGUGAGGAGCUGGAGAAGCGCUACUACGAAUCAGUCCAGGAUAUGAACUCUGCGAAAUGUGAUGCCACGCUUCCCGUUCCGCUUUUUUUACAGGCAUCGUUGCUGCUCCGCACUGCGAUCACUCCGGCAGACCACCAAGUAGCGGCCCAAGAAAUCGUCCUCGCUAGAUUGCGACGGACUUUGGGGGUGUAUUGGGCAGAGCGUUGUUUGACGUCAGUACUAGAGGCUUCGAAGAAGGCUAGCAUGGCACUACGCGACUAUCUUGCCAGUUCGGUGACGAUGAAGUACAGCGUAUUGGCCAUGGCUGAUUUCCUCAGUGUGCAGAAUCCGCUAACACACCGCAUUGAGGCUCUUGUCACGCAUGCCUACGAUCAAUUGGACCCGACGGUGAAUGCCAGGUGGAUCGCAUACGUUCAAGCAAAAACGGACAGUGAGAACCGGACUGGCGAUUCUGACAAUGUCGCUGCAGUCUAUACGCCGCCUCCGCGAGAGACGUGCUUCAUUUGCGAACAAAGCGUCCCGUUUGGCGAGCUAGAGAUUGUCUGUGAGUCUGGCCACACUUUGGAGAGGUGCUUCCUCUCGUUCCGCUGUAUUGCUGCCAUGGAAGUAUGGAAGUGCAUGGGUUGUGGAGCAUCAGCAGCUGAAAUCGACUUGUCGAGCGGCACGCCUCCUUUUUAUUUAUUCAACUACGAGCAGGCUAAUGACGCUAAACUCACUGCCGCGGCUACCCCGACGAUCCUCUGCCGCCUGUGUGGUAGCUACUGCAGCUUGUCGAAAUACUGA
This is a messenger RNA of Hyaloperonospora brassicae, 2652 nucleotides long. Lineage: Eukaryota; Oomycota; Peronosporomycetes; Peronosporales; Peronosporaceae. The record is from the annotation of a GenBank genome assembly.